UCUGCGCGUGCGCGGCGGGUGCGUCCUGGGCUGCCAGCGUCCUUCUCACGAGCGGCGACCGCUUCUUACCUAUCUCUGUAUCUCCAGUGGUUAGUUCUCACAGACAGCAAGUGAUCAGUAAAGUGUUUUGUCCUUUCUUUCCCUGGGGAGGGGAGCCGACAGCGCGCGCUUUAUCGGCGGCGGGAUUCCGCCGGAGCGCGACUCCCGUCCCCUCAGGCCGCUGCCGGUCAGCAGGCCCCGCUGGCGCAGCAGGCCAGGGCGGAAGAGCCACUGUGCGCGCGUCCGCGUCUCACAGCGUCCGCUCUAGCACGGACGUGAGAGGCGGAAACGCCGAGAGCGCAGCGGCUCGCCCGCGAGGAGGGCCUCCCGGGAAGCGGCACCGCGUCCGUGCAGGCUGGCGCUGACGAGGCUGAAACCCUGGUGUUCGAGGAGGCGUCAGGUCCUCGAGCGUAGACGACCUCUGGGGGAUCAGGGGCUUCCGUCAGCCAAGCAGGAAGCCGGACUAGCCAGAGCCCAUGGCGCCUGCUUCCUCCCCCGACCUUGGGGACGCUGGGAAAUGUGUGGGGGGAUUGGUUGUUAAAACGCUUGUCAGAGGGCCUGGCAAUGUCGAGGCCAGAGAUGGAGGUCAACCUGCAAUACUCUCAACAUCUCAUCCAAUGAAGAGUGGACUCACCCCACAUGGCAAGAGUGCCCUCUAUAAAACCUGGGACUGAUCGUACCGGAGCCCAAUAAGUCAAUCCAUAAAUAGGAUUUUAAUUUUUGAAGACCCAGAUGCUGAUUAAAGAAAAUAAACUUUCAUUUUCCAGGGUCCACUUCAUGCUAGCCCACAAUCCAUAUACUCCUCUACACUGGGUUAGACUCCUCUACCUCCAUACUUGGAAAUGGACCGGAGGGGGAAUAUCUUCAACCUGUUUUUCCCCCCAGGGGACUUGCUGACUUGAACACAGGCCCUGCCAAGAUUGAGACUCUACUCAAGCCAUGGUAGCCCAAGGGACACUGGCCUUGUAGUCACACCACAGGUGGCUACUCUCUCUGCUGCAGCCGUAUGUCCACUUCCCAUUUCCUAAAACGCCAGCAUCUAGGCAGAGCAGCUCUGGACACCCCAGCCUGGUGAUGACCCACUGGGCCCUUCCGCAUUGCUCUGCCUGAGCUCCGCCUCCCGGGCUGCUCCUGUGCACACCAAGCUCUUGACCUCCGGCUUUGCCACUCAUAUUUUGCCCUGGCUCAGAUUUCUUAAAUAUUCUACUGCUCUACACUUUGACCUUGAGGGUCUUCACCCAAAAGAGAAUUAUCUCUUCCAAAACAGCAAUCACGUCCCCACUGAAUUUGCACUUGGCCCUUAGCUGGAUCCACUUCCUAUGUGACAGGCACUCCCUCCUGGCUCCCAGCCUCCCCCACGAGUUCAUAGAUCCCAGGAGCAGGCCCUGGCCCACAGAGGUGCCUGACCAGGGAGAGGGACUCUGGUGCCCCCGUGCCUUCUGCUCAGGGCCCCGUGUUCUCUGCACUAUCUUGGUGACGGGGAAGCAGCAGGACUUUGGCUCACUGCCCAACUAACCCACAGGAGAGUCCUUCAUCGAAUGCCUGGGAAGAUGAUCUUUUAUCACUCCAGCAACUGAUGCCCUCUUAAUUGCAGAUCCAAGGGAGAUGAUGAUAUCGAGCAAAUUAAACUUGAACUUGUCCUGAGAACACAGGGAUUCCUGGGCCAGCCAUAAAGUUGUGCCCUCAGGCAGGUCCUUUGAGGAGAAAUUGGCUAUCUUUGAGGAGGGCCUGAGAGCUGCCAUCAGAAAAAAUAUACUCAGCUUCUGGUCCUGACGGUCACACCUUUGCCAGCCAAGCACUAGGCAAGCAAUUACCUGCCCCAUGAGAGCCGUUGCAAGGAGAGAAGAAAUAUUCCCCUCUGCCCACAGCCGGGCAAGGCGGGCCUGUAUAUCAGGUGAAGAGAGGACCGGGGCUCACCUUAGAUCCGAAGCUUUCUCUUUCCCUUUCUGGCCUCAUUUUUGGCUUCUUUCACUGCAGAGAGCACAUGUCUUAAGACAGGAAAUUACCCUGGUGAUUGAUGGCUAGCAAAUGCAAUUAGGCCCGAGAAGUGCUCUCCCAGGGGUGCCCCUCCAGUGCGGUGUUCCAGGUUUGGUGGUCACUUAGUGACCGUGCACGGAGGCCUCCUAGCAAGGAAGCAUUUGUCUCUGUCAGGCUCUGGCCACCAGAACUUUCUGCUUCCUCAGAUGCAGAGAGGUUGUGGGCAAAGAGCUGGGGACAGAAGUUGGGCAGGAAGAAGCAGAGUGGGGCUGGGAGGCUUCCUGGCCAGGAAGGAGGCCUUCCCCGGCGAGAAUGGCCAGCAUGACUUAUGACUCUCAAGGUGGCCGUGUCGUUCCAGCUGCAUAAAGGCCGGAUCUCUUUGGGAGUUAGGAUUGAAGAGCGUGCGGUAAGGAGAGAACAUCACAGACACCGUCCCGAGAGAUUCCUGCAACCCAUGCUGUGUGCUGCAGGCCGGUCUUAAACCCAGAGCUCUGGCUGAGAGGAUGGGGGCAGAUGGGGAAACGGUGGUCCUGAAGAACAUGCUCAUUGGUGUCAACCUGAUCCUUCUGGGCUCCAUGCUCAAGCCCUCGGAGUGCCAGCUGGAAGUCACCACAGAAAGGGUCCAGAGACAAGCAGUGGAGGAGGAAGGAGGUGUUGCCAACUACAACGCCACCAGCAAAGAGCAGCCCAUGGUCUUCAACCACGUGUACAACAUUAACGUGCCCCUGGACAGCCUCUGCUCCUCGGGGCUGGAGGCCUCUGCCGAGCAGGAGGUGAGUGCCGAAGACGAGGCUCUGGCAGAGUACACGGGCCAGACCUCAGACCACGAGAGCCAGGUCACCUUCACCCACAGGAUCAACCUCCCCAAAAAGGCCUGCCCGUGCGCCGGCUCGGCCCAGAUGCUGCAGGAGCUGCUGAGCCGGGUGGAGAUGCUGGAGAGGGAGGUGUCGGCGCUGCGUGACCAGCGCAACACCAACUGCUGCCAGGACGGCGCCGCCACAGGGCAACUGGACUACAUCCCUCACUGCAGCGGCCACGGCAACUUCAGCCUGGAGUCCUGUGGCUGCAUCUGCAACGAAGGCUGGUUUGGCAAGAACUGCUCAGAGCCCUACUGCCCGCUGGGUUGCUCCAGCCGGGGGGUGUGUGUGGACGGCCAGUGCAUCUGCGACAGCGAGUACAGCGGCGACGACUGCUCCGAACUCCGGUGCCCAACAGACUGCAGCUCCCGGGGGCUCUGCGUGGACGGGGAGUGCGUCUGCGAGGAGCCCUACACCGGCGAGGACUGCGGGGAGCUGAGGUGCCCCGGGGACUGCUCGGGGAAGGGCACAUGCGCCAAUGGGACCUGUGUGUGCCAGGAGGGCUACGCCGGCGAGGACUGCGGCCAGCAGCGGUGUCUGAACGCCUGCAGUGGGCGAGGACACUGCCAGGAGGGGCUCUGCGUCUGCGAGGAGGGCUACCGGGGCCCCGACUGCUCGGCAGUUGCCCCUCCAGAGGACUUGCGAGUGGCUGGUAUCAGCGACAGGUCCAUUGAGCUGGAAUGGGACGGGCCGAUGGCAGUGACGGAAUAUGUGAUCUCUUACCAGCCGAUGGCCCUGGGGGGCCUCCAGCUCCAGCAGCGGGUGCCUGGAGAUUGGAGUGGUGUCACCAUCACGGAGCUGGAGCCAGGUCUCACCUACAACAUCAGCGUCUACGCUGUCAUUAGCAACAUCCUCAGCCUUCCCAUCACUGCCAAGGUGGCCACCCAUCUCCCCACUCCUCAAGGGCUACAAUUCAAGACGAUCACAGAGACCACCGUGGAGGUGCAGUGGGAGCCCUUCUCAUUUCCCUUCGAUGGGUGGGAGAUCAGCUUCAUUCCAAAGAACAAUGAAGGAGGAGUGAUUGCACAGGUCCCCAGUGACGUUACGUCCUUUAACCAGACGGGACUGAAGCCCGGGGAGGAGUACAUUGUCAAUGUGGUGGCUCUGAAAGAACAGGCCCGGAGCCCCCCAACCUCGGCCAGCGUCUCCACCGUCAUCGACGGGCCCACGCAGAUCCUGGUUCGAGACGUCUCCGACACCGUGGCUUUUGUGGAAUGGACGCCACCUCGAGCCAAAGUCGACUUCAUUCUGCUGAAAUACGGCUUGGUGGGCGGGGAAGGCGGGAAGACCACCUUCCGGCUGCAGCCCCCCCUGAGCCAGUACUCGGUGCAGGCCCUGCGGCCCGGCUCCCGCUACAAGGUGUCCGUCAGCGCCGUCCGGGGGACCAACGAGAGCGGUGCCACCACCACCCAAUUCACAACAGAGAUUGAUGCCCCCAAGAACUUGAGAGUUGGUUCCCGCACGGCCACCAGCCUUGACCUUGAGUGGGACAACAGCGAGGCCGAGGUUCAGGAGUACAAAGUUGUGUACAGCACCCUGGCGGGAGAGCAAUACCACGAGGUGCUGGUCCCCAAGGGCUUUGGCCCAACCACCAGGGCCACCCUCACAGAUCUGGUGCCCGGCACCGAGUAUGGCGUUGGAAUCUCUGCUGUCAUGGACUCACAGCAAAGCGUGCCCGCCACCAUGAAUGCCAGGACUGAGCUUGACAGUCCCCGAGACCUCAUGGUGACAGCCUCCUCGGAGACCUCCAUCUCCCUCAUCUGGACCAAGGCCAGCGGCCCCAUCGACCACUACCGAAUCACCUUUACGCCGUCCUCGGGGAUCGCCUCGGAGGUCACUGUGCCCAGGGACAGGACGUCGCACACACUGACGGACCUGGAGCCCGGGGCGGAGUACAUCAUCUCGGUCACUGCGGAGAGGGGCCGGCAGCAGAGCCUGGAGUCCACUGUGGACGCCUUCACAGGCUUCCGUCCCAUCUCCCACUUGCACUUCUCCCACGUGAGCUCCUCCAGUGUGAACAUCACCUGGAGCGACCCGUCUCCCCCAGCGGACAGGCUCAUUCUGAACUACAGCCCCAGGGAUGAGGAGGAAGAGAUGAAGGAGGUCUCCCUGGAUGCCACCAAGAGGCAUACUGUCCUGAUGGGCCUGCAGCCGGCCACCGAGUACAUUGUGAACCUGGUCGCUGUCCAUGGCACAGUGACCUCUGAGCCCAUCGUGGGCUCCAUCACCACAGGAAUUGAUCCCCCCAAAAACAUCACAAUUAGCAACGUGACCAAGGACUCAGUGACAGUCUCCUGGAGCCCUCCUGUUGCAUCUUUUGAUUACUACCGAGUGUCGUACCGACCCACCCAAGUGGGACGACUAGACAGCUCGGUGGUGCCCAACACUGUGACAGAAUUCGCCAUCACUAGGCUGUACCCCGCGACCGAGUACGAAAUCAGCCUCAACAGCGUGCGGGGCCGGGAGGAGAGCGAGCGCGUCUGCACGCUGGUGCACACAGCCAUGGACAACCCUGUGGAUCUGAUUGCUACCAACAUCACCCCGACAGAAGCCCUGCUGCAGUGGAAGGCGCCGGUGGGUGAGGUGGAGAGCUACGUCAUCGUCCUCACGCACUUCGCAGUUGCUGGAGAGACCAUCCUGGUUGAUGGAGUCAGCGAGGAAUUCCAGCUUAUAGACCUGCUUCCUUCCACCCACUACACUGUCACCAUGUACGCCACCAAUGGGCCUCUCACCAGUGGCACCAUUAGCACCAACUUCUCCACCCUCCUGGACCCCCCUGCAAACCUGACAGCCAGUGAAGUCACCAGACAAAGUGCCCUGAUCUCCUGGCAGCCUCCGCGGGCAGAGAUCGAGAACUACGUCUUGACCUACAAAUCUGCCGAUGGGAGCCGCAAGGAGCUGAUUGUGGAUGCCGAGGACACCUGGAUCCGGCUGGAGGGCCUGUCGGAGAACACAGACUACACGGUGCUCCUGCAGGCCGCCCAGGAUGCCUCGUGGAGCAGCGUCACUGCCACCACCUUCGCCACAGGGGGCCGGGUAUUCUCUCAUCCUCAAGACUGUGCACAGCAUUUGAUGAAUGGAGACACUCUGAGUGGGGUCUACACCAUCUUCCUCAAUGGGGAGCUCAGCCAGAAGCUGCAAGUGUACUGCGAUAUGGCCACCGACGGCGGAGGCUGGAUUGUAUUCCAGCGGCGGCAGAAUGGCCAAACUGAUUUUUUCCGGAAAUGGGCUGAUUACCGUGCUGGCUUCGGGAACCUGGAGGACGAGUUUUGGCUGGGGCUGGACAACAUCCACAGGAUCACGUCCCAGGGCCGCUACGAGCUGCGCGUGGACAUGCGCGACGGCCAGGAGGCUGUCUUCGCCUACUACGACAAGUUCUCAGUCGAGGACGGCAGAAGUCUGUACAGACUCCGCACAGGAGCCUACAACGGCACCGCAGGGGACUCUCUCAGCUACCAUCAGGGACGCCCUUUCUCCACAGAGGACAGAGACAAUGACGUUGCGGUUACCAACUGCGCCAUGUCAUACAAGGGGGCUUGGUGGUACAAGAACUGCCACCGCACCAACCUCAACGGGAAGUACGGGGAGUCCAGGCACAGUCAGGGGAUCAACUGGUACCACUGGAAAGGCCACGAGUUCUCCAUCCCCUUUGUGGAAAUGAAGAUGCGCCCGUACAGCCCCCGGCUGGCGGCGGGGAGGAAGCGCCGGUCCUCGCAGUUCUGAGCCGUGGGCAGCUGAGAGUCAACCAAUCUUUCUGUCAUUUGUUUGUAUUUUAUGAUAUGAAAUAAGGGGGGUAGGGUAACAGUACUGUGCUUUGCAACAUAUUAAGUCUCUGAAGGAAGCGGGGAUGGAGCAGGAAUCCGCUGGCUACCAUCUGCCCUUGGUUUCUGCGGCCCCAGAGCCUGACCCUUAGCCUCCGUCUGCCUCCUGCCCAGUCACCCGUGACCUUCACCUCCUACCCCACCAGGGAGGACAAGUGGGAAGUUUUCUUAAAAGACCAAUUCAACAGCAGGUCCUGGAGUGCAGGCUGUUGUGGUGACAGGCGCACACCUUCUUUUUCUACCCCCGUUCUGAGAUGUCCUUCACCUUCCAGGUUAUUUGUGGUCUGGCUGCCGCCUCUGGUGGCCAGGUUCUCACAUCAGCCCAGAAAAGAAGCCUCAGCACGAGAGCUUUGCCAACAACCUCCCUUAAGAGAAAACAGAUCGACAGCCCCUGCCCGGCAACCUAAGUCCUCUUUAUGGCCCAAAGCUUCUCAUCUUCUGACACCUUUGCUCUUACCAGCCGAGUGUCCUGUUACCGUUCAAGAGCUAGUGGCUCUGUUCCAGCCUCAAUAGACCUUUUGCUUAAUUCUACCCUAUCUUAGACCCAGAGCCCCCAAGCCCAACCACGUUCUGGAAUCUAGUUCCCAAGAUCAGCUGCUCUUGGCCCUGGCUUGCACAGUGGCCACGUCCUGCAGGCCAUAAGCCACAGUCCCCACCCUCAGGGCAGACAGUAACUUUUUGAGGAGGUAGGAGAGGGAGAUGAUUGCUGUUUUUGCACUAUGGGGUUAGGCAUUGAAGAAAGGACAGAAGAAGUCGAAAUCAGGGCACCUGCCACAGAGAUUGCAGACCCUAUAGGAAACACAGAUCUUGCCUAGCUUGGCUUUCUCCAUUUCUGGUCCUAUUCAUCAUGGUUUUUUUCCCUGAACUGCAAACUGAAUGCCUCAUUUCUGUCUUCUGUCAAGCUCUCCUUAGUGUGGGUAGCUUAGCAAGAGUCAGAAGGAAUAGUUACGUGCCCAGCCAGUCCUUCCCCUGACUGGUAAUCCUAGAAAGAAGUGGAAUUUUUGUUUUAGGAGGUAAUUUUUUUUCUUUUUUGGACCUGUGGGAAACAGAAAUGACCCCCUUAAUGAGGUGAGAUCAUGAGAAGCCUUUCUUCAUCUUCCUUUAUUAUUCUGCCUUCGAGAGGAAAAAUGAAACGUGCCAGAGGAAAUUACAUCCAGAAAUCCAAAGGUGAAUGGGGAGGACUGUGGGCCUACCUCCCAUUUUAUGAGAUGUGCUGUCUUCACUAGCAUGAUUUCAUUUUUAAGCCCAAGAGAGCUGGAGGAUCUCGAAGCCAUGACCUUUCAACUUCUCCAAAUCAAAUGUCAGCGACAGCCAUCCCUGCAGCAUCUGCCCAAAUGAGCUGCCUUCUCCCCUUCCUCUCCCACCCCUCAAGGCCCAGUUCUGUUUUCUGUGGGGCCCAUGUUUGUCAGACUGGGGCUUCUUGCACCUUUACCAACCAGUUACUGGAUGAGCCUGAAAGUUAGCAAUUUUGUGAUGGAAACAUCCACACUUUCACUAAGCUUUGAAAACCAGGAAGGGAGGGGCCCUUGCGCCAACCGUCACACCUGUGACAUUGUGGGGACCGAAGUCAGCCUGCCACCUGUGCAGGCAUGGUCCCCUUAGCAGGCUCCAAGGCUCUGUCCACUGCCACGGUGUGGAUGUGACUGGCAUACCCCAGGCUAAAACAUUGAGGUGGCAUUUCAUCUCUCAGUUCACCACGGGCUUCAAAAAACUAGGAGAAUGAAGAAACAGAAACAAAUCCUUUCAAUAAGGCUGUAAAUUAAGUGAAUUUAGCUAGAGAGUGGGACAACAACAAAUAAAUAGUAGGAAGCAUACUGAAUAGGCACUCUCGGGCCACAGCCACUGUGUAGGUCAGCUGCUGCCAUGUUGUUAGCUAUACGACAUCCGACGGGUUAUUUCACCUCUCUAGGCCUCAGUUUCCCCACCUGUUGAAUGAGAGAUUAGACUAGAAUGAUUUAUAACUUCCUUUUCUGUUUUGACAGUCAACAACACUAGUCUAUCUGAAAGCUAAGUAAAAAUUGGCAUUGGUGAGAGACCACAAUUAAGUACGGAAAUUCACCAGGAGCCCUGUUUUUUGAAACAAAGAAAGACAGAGAUUCAGAAGGCGUAAGCAAAAGCCACACACACGAGAAAACAUUUCAGAAAAGAUAAUGCCAAGUGAGAGGCUGAACUCCUUUUGUCUAUCAAAGCAGAGCUCAGGGACCUGGGUGGUGCCAGUGCAGCCCACUUCAUCAGGGGAACUGAAACAGGAAAAGAUUAUCCGUUGUCAAUUCAGGUGAAAGUCAAAAAACAUCAGCAGAAACCAAAACCUGCCUUUUAUUGAAACCAUUUAACCCGAUGGAACAUUUUUAUAAAUAGUAUCAGCAGCAUUGCCUAGAUUCAUUUUAAGGGACUUCAAAGAUCAGCUCACUCAAAACUCCACAAAAGGAUUUGUGGAUUCCUUUUAUUAAGUGGAGUGAUUUUUUUCAUGAGUUUUCACCAUUCUUAAGCGACUCUGUGCCCCCUCUCUUCCCAAGGCCAUGGUCAGCUGGACUCAGGCUUCUUAACUCUGCUCACUGGUCCCUGCUUAUCCUGGUCCUCGGCGCACGUCCACUUCCCCAGAGGGGAAUCCAGUAAGCAGCAUUCACAGAGCACCCACCCAAGCACACCAAAGUUUCCUUCAAGGGACUCGGAAGGAACAGAGGCGAGCCCUGCCAGGAAGGCUGUUCAACGGCAGACACAUCAGGAUGUUGACUUACACCUGAAACAAACAAAAAACAACUAGACCCAAGAUCCAGGCAGUUUCUCUGUUUUCUUGUUUAUCUUCGUUUCCCGAUCAUAUAAAGGUGGUUUCCAGCAUAGUGAGCUCACAUUCUCUGGGGUUAUUUCUGGAAGGCGAAGGGGUCAGGUGUGAAAAGGGUGUAGCAAGAAUGCCAAACCCUGAGGAAAGCUGCUGGCCUUUAGGCAGGAUUUAACUGGAGGAGGGGGACUUGCCGAGCAUGACCACGAGGUGGCGCUCACCCCCUCACGCCCCGUGGGAAACAUCACCUGGGAUGAGAACAGCAAGGCCCUCAGGUUCCCAGUACUUCCAAACCAGGACCCAGGAAAGCUGGCUGACUGAUUCGUACAGGAGCUGGGUUUAUAAAAGAGUAACAACAAAAUGGCAGCAAGGAAAUGCAGAGGAAACUUUCACAAAUUUUUCAAUCCGCCCUCCUCCUCACCUACCAACUCCCCCACUCCCCUCCCCAUAAAGCGGUAAGACACCUAACACCUGUUUCCUUCCACCUGGGAACCAGCCCAGUCAUUU
This is a messenger RNA of Microcebus murinus (gray mouse lemur), 9980 nucleotides long. The record is from RefSeq and is a predicted model, not a curated record. NCBI's taxonomy places the organism in Eukaryota, Metazoa, Chordata, Mammalia, Primates, Cheirogaleidae.